Messenger RNA from Phascolarctos cinereus (koala), 907 nucleotides. RefSeq names its product WAP four-disulfide core domain protein 5-like. NCBI's taxonomy places the organism in Eukaryota, Metazoa, Chordata, Mammalia, Diprotodontia, Phascolarctidae. The record is from RefSeq and is a predicted model, not a curated record. Gene Ontology annotation, biological process: antibacterial humoral response; innate immune response. Gene Ontology annotation, cellular component: extracellular region. Gene Ontology annotation, molecular function: serine-type endopeptidase inhibitor activity.
CUUCCCACUCUCCCUUCCUUGACUCAGCCACAAAUCUAGACCCGACGUUUUUUAUUAUGAGACACCUCAGGCUUUGCUUGACUCAGGCUGGCUCCAAGAGUGCAGCAUGAGGCCCCAAGGCCUUCUUCUCUUGGCAGCCCUGUUGGCCCUAGGCAGCCAGCUGCCUGGCACAGUAGGCUGGAAGAAGCAUGAGAGAUCAGGGGGCUGCCCACCUGACGACGGGCCAUGCCUUCAAGUCAUCCCAAACCAGUGCAUGAUGGACUCUCACUGCCCAAUCGGGAGGAAGUGCUGCUCUCGGGGCUGCUUCCUCCAGUGCCUGCCUAAAGUCACGGUAAAGCUGGGCCAGUGUCCCAUAGAUUCAAUGCACUGCCUCAGCCCCAUCCAGCACCUGUGUAAGCGAGACAAGGAAUGUUCUGGCAACAAGCGAUGCUGUCCUGGAGCCUGUGGCCGAGACUGCCGGAACCCUGUCAGAGGCUAACUCCUGCUCCCCUUCCCCAGCACUGGCUGGAUGAGACAACAGCUGCAUUGGUCAUUCUCCCCCAGGGCCUCCCUGCUCUGGAGAGCAGAGGGGGCCGAGGGGGCAGCCUCUCCUUGCCAUCACCUGGGAUUCCUCACUGCCUUCUGAGAUGGGACUGCCAUGCUCUAAACCCUUAAGCAGUUCUGUGAUCAGUAGUGGGAGAACUGAAAGGACCCAACACUGGGAAUGGAAGGUUGUCUUCCCACCUGUCUCUUUCUGUGAGACUUGGGGCAAGUCCCCUAAGCUCACUGAGGCUUAGUUUUCUCCCCUGGAAGAUGAGGAAAAUUCUUUCCUCUGUCCCACUGGUACAGUCUUGGGUGGGGUGUGGAGGUUUGAGGGCUUUUUAACCUGCCCAUACUGUGAACUCAAUAAAUUCUGGCAUUGUUUGUA